ACUUGUCUUUCGACUAAAUCUUGAACUGAAUAUAAAACGUGUAAAAAUUUAAUCCAAUGUGAAUUACGAUGACCGAGCGAGUGUGUUGUGUUCAUAAUUGUGACUUCAAUCCUGGAGAUAAAAAAAAUCGUAGAACAGUAUUCAAAUUUUGUGAGAAAUCUCCAUACUUUAAAACCUGGAUAAAUGCGAUUGGACCAAACUUGAAAGAUGGAAAGAAAACUCGCAAAAAUUAUUACAUUUGCGAACGACAUUUUGAUGACAGUAAUUUACAUCGAAGUCCUAUCAAUAUAUUAAAGGAUGGAAAGGAGUUGACCCUGUCACGUAGGCGUCCAACAUUAAAAUCGACAAGUGUCCCAUACAUUUUUCCAGUAAAUAUUAAAGAAUAUGCAAAUAGAGAAAGAAAUGUACAUCAAUCUUUAAGGCUUGUAGAUUCAAAUAAUCUUGAAAGCUCUUUGAUUUCCCGUUUCUCUGACAAAACAAAUCACAGCAUUAUUAACUAUCAGUUACCAUCUUUACUUUGCGAUGAAUCCUCACCGCUGCAGCAUACACCAAUGGAAUGCACUUCAGAAAAUGUUUUUAACACAACGGUUUUACUAAAGGAGUGGAAUGCGAUACCUUCUUAUCAAUCCAUGGAGUCAUGGAGUGUGACGAAAACAGCAUGUGGAUUACUUUUCAUGCUCUUUGAAAGCACUUCAGAACAUUGUAGCAGUACAGUACAGCGUUCUUUACUUGUAAAGAAUGACAUGACUAUUGAGUUACAUGCUCAUAAUCAUCCUGUCACUUAUCACCUUUUAGAAAAGGUGACGUGCCUACAAGAUAUUUGCUUUUUAUUGCAAAAAAUAAAUGCAUUGAAAAUGUGCCAAGAAGAGUCCUGCACCAUUGGGUACUUUGAGCACAAACUACAUUCACGAUCCAAUCUUUGUAGAGAUUGCCAAUCAAAGAACAAAAGAAAAAAAGAAAGAGAAAAAAAACGUGAAAGGAGAGCAGCCGCAAGAAAAGCGAAGGAGAUAAUUUUCAAGAAAAAUCUAAAACAAAAGUACGAACGGAUAUACAACCAGGUGGAGAGGUACAAAGUAGAAUUAGAGAAUUUAAAAGUACAAUGUGCCUUACAAAAAGAGGAUUCUCGACGAAGCAAUAACAAGCUUAUAGUCCAAUCCGUACCUGGCAGUUUAAUAUUGGAGUUUUUCUUUACACGCGAAAACUAGAGUUCUAGAUAUCAGAGAGGCGACAAGUGCGGUCGAUAAUCGAAAUUAUCGAUUAUCGCCGCCAUUUUCUUUCACCACGGAUAGGCGAACUGUCAAAAUGUGAAAGUAAUGACGAAUUCGAUUGGAUGCACUAGUGCGCACUAGUGUGGACUGAGUGCGCCUUCUCUC
This is a messenger RNA of Trachymyrmex cornetzi, 1373 nucleotides long. RefSeq lists its product as uncharacterized. NCBI's taxonomy places the organism in Eukaryota, Metazoa, Arthropoda, Insecta, Hymenoptera, Formicidae. The transcript has 5 exons. Bases 69 to 1205 code for a protein of 378 amino acids. The record is from RefSeq and is a predicted model, not a curated record.